Drosophila biarmipes is the source of this 322-nucleotide messenger RNA. RefSeq names its product Bomanin Tailed 2 (gene BomT2). NCBI's taxonomy places the organism in Eukaryota, Metazoa, Arthropoda, Insecta, Diptera, Drosophilidae. Bases 26 to 256 code for a protein of 76 amino acids. The record is from RefSeq and is a predicted model, not a curated record. Gene Ontology annotation, biological process: defense response. The transcript has 2 exons.
UUCAUUCGUAAUCCCCAGGAGAAACAUGAAACCCCUUCAAGUCGCCGGAACUUUGAUGCUGCUUUUUUGCUUGCUGGCUGCAGUUAACGCCACACCAGGCAAGGUGUAUAUUAAUGGGAAGUGCAUUGACUGCAACAAGCCCGAUAACGAUGAUGGUAUAAUAAUGCCCCCUGACCAUAAUGCGGCUGGUUCUAUAUCCUACACUCUCACAUCUGGAGCGGUGUUUUUGGGAAUUAUUUUCCAUUUAUUCAGAUAAAUGGCUGUUUUAUUAUUAUGUAAAAAAAUAAAGAUUUACUAAAGCUUGAAUAAAUGUUUGAGAUAA